AUGGCAAUGGCACCAGCAACUAAGCUUGUUCUAGCCUUUGCCAUCUUCUUGGUAUUUAUCAGUUUUCCUUUCUGUACCAUUCCUACCAAUUGGUCGAACCGCCGCUUACCCCUAAAAGAAGAAGAUGUGGGUUCUGAAGCUGUCGUUGAAGAAGAUGUCAGGUCUCAUCGGUUUUCUCCAGCUACAUUACCGCAUCUCAGCUUUUUUGGAUCAGAAGAAUCUAACAUGAGAACGGAUCCUGAGACACUCAGAAACAGAGCGGUUUUACCUGGUGAAAGUGAAACCACACACCGUGAUUCAACUGCGUCAAGAGAACAAACGGAUACAGAGACGCAAGGAGAGAACAACAAUGUGUUCCAAACCAAGAAACGGAGAAGAGCUUUGUGGAAAGCAAGUGUUUAUUCAAUGACACUUGGAAUGCUAAUAUCUCUGCUAAUGGGUUUAAACAUGUCUUGGACUGCAAUAACCGCGGCUCUAGCUCUCGUCGUUCUUGAUUUUAAAGACGCAAGGCCAUCUCUAGAGAAGGUAUCCUAUUGACUUCUGAUCUUCUUCUGCGGGAUGUUUGUAACGGUAAUGGGACCAUAGGCGAAAAUCGACCAAGCCAAAGGAACCACGGUUCUGGCACUUGUGAUUCUUGUCCUCUCCAAUGUACCAACCGUGCUUCCGUUGGGAGCUAGAGUGGCGGCGGCUGCAGGGGAAGAGGAGAAGAAGGCGUGGGUGAGCACAGUGGCUAGAAACUUCUCGUUGCUUGGUUCAGAAGCAAACUUGAUAGUUUGUGAGCAAGCUCGUAGAGCAGUGAGCUAGGGCCAUGGCUACACUCUCACAUUCGAUAAACACUUCAAAUUUGGUUUACCUUCAACACUCAUCCUUACAGCCAUUGGUCUCCUCCUUAUCAAGUAA
Messenger RNA from Brassica oleracea var. oleracea, 900 nucleotides. Its product is annotated as putative transporter arsB. NCBI's taxonomy places the organism in Eukaryota, Viridiplantae, Streptophyta, Magnoliopsida, Brassicales, Brassicaceae. The record is from RefSeq and is a predicted model, not a curated record. Gene Ontology annotation, cellular component: membrane. Gene Ontology annotation, biological process: transmembrane transport.